GCCGCCGCCAUCUUGGCGCCGAGACUUCAUUUCCCAGGCGGCGCGGCGGCGGGGGAGGCGAUGUCCGCCAUCUUACCGCUCCCUCCUCCCUGGUGCGGCGGGAUUGAAUGAGCCCGCUGCCCGCCCGCCCGCCAACCGAGCGCCAUGUCAGGCACCCCGAGCCGCGGCACCCCCGGCGGGACCCCGCUGUCGCCGACUCGCAUCUCCCGCCUGCAGGAGAAGGAGGAGCUGCGGCAGCUCAAUGACCGCCUGGCCGUUUACAUCGACCGUGUGCGGGCGCUGGAGCUGGAGAAUGACCGGCUGCUGCUGAAGAUCUCCGAGAAGGAGGAGGUCACCACCCGGGAGGUGAGUGGAAUUAAGAGUCUCUAUGAGUCUGAACUGGCCGAUGCUCGCAGAGUUCUGGAUGAAACCGCCAAAGAGAGGGCGAGAUUACAGAUCGAAAUAGGAAAACUGAGAGCGGAACUUGAGGAGUUCAAUAAAAGCUACAAGAAGAAAGAUGCAGAUUUGUCCGUGGCUCAGGGUCGCAUUAAGGAUCUUGAAGUGCUGUUCCACCGAAGUGAAGCGGAACUCAACACUGUCCUGAAUGAGAAACGCAAUCUGGAAGCAGAGGUGGCCGAUCUGCGUGCCCAGCUUGCCAAGGCUGAAGAUGCUCAUGCUGUGGCCAAGAAGCAGCUGGAGAAGGAAACGCUGAUGCGCGUGGACCUGGAGAAUCGGUGCCAGAGCUUGCAGGAAGAUCUGGAGUUCAGGAAGAAUGUGUUUGAGGAGGAAAUAAGGGAAACAAGAAAACGGCACGAACACCGUCUGAUCGAGGUGGACACUAGUCGCCAACAGGAGUAUGAAUCCAAAAUGACUCAGGCACUGGAGGAUCUGCGAAACCAGCACGAUGAACAAGUCAAACUGUACAAAAUGGAGCUGGAGCAAACCUACCAGGCCAAGCUGGAAAAUGCCAAACUGUCCUCUGACCAAAACGACAAAGCGGCCGGUGCGGCGCGAGAGGAGCUGAAAGAGGCUCGAAUGAGAAUAGAAGCUCUCAGCUACCAGCUCUCUGGCCUUCAGAAACAGGCCAGUGCAGCGGAAGAUCGCAUUCGCGAGCUGGAGGAAAUGAUGGCUGGCGAGCGGGAGAAGUUCAGGAAGAUGCUGGAUGCAAAGGAGAGGGAGAUGACAGACAUGAGGGACCAGAUGCAGCAGCAACUGACCGAGUACCAGGAGCUGCUCGACGUUAAAUUAGCGCUGGACAUGGAGAUCAGCGCUUACCGAAAACUCCUGGAAGGGGAAGAGGAAAGGUUGAAACUCUCUCCGAGUCCAUCCUCCCGCGUCACGGUCUCUCGCGCUACCUCCAGCAGCAGCAGCAGCAGCACGUCCCUCAUCCGCUCCUCCCGAGGCAAGAGAAAACGGCUGGAAACCGAGGAGCUUUCGGGCAGCGGAACCAGCGGGAUCGGCACCGGGAGCAUCAGCGGCAGCAGCAGCAGCAGCUUCCAAAUGUCCCAACAAGCUUCAGCCACGGGGAGCAUCAGCAUAGAGGAGAUAGACCUGGAGGGCAAGUAUGUGCAGCUGAAGAACAACUCGGAGAAGGAUCAGUCUUUGGGUAACUGGAGACUGAAAAGACAAAUUGGAGAUGGAGAAGAGAUUGCUUACAAAUUUACUCCUAAGUAUGUCCUCAGAGCUGGGCAGACUGUAACGAUCUGGGGUGCGGACGCGGGCGUAUCUCACAGUCCCCCGUCCGUUCUGGUGUGGAAGAACCAGGGCAGCUGGGGCACCAGAGGGAACAUCCGCACGUACCUGGUGAACGCCGAAGGAGAGGAAGUCGCAGUGCGGAGUGUUACUAAAUCAGUAGUUAUGCGAGAGAAUGAAGAGGAAGAGGAUGAAGCGGAGUUUGGAGAGGAAGAUCUUUUCAACCAGCAGGGGGAUCCCAGAACAACCUCCCGAGGAUGCGCAGUGAUGUGAAGAAAGAAAAAAGAAACUAUUAUUUGCUAUUUUUGUUUUUCCAUUUAUUUCCUUUUAUUUUUGCUAUUUUUUUCCCCUCCAGAGCCACUGAAAACUAUUUUUAUACGCAUCAGCGGAUUUCUUUGACGUUUACUCCUUGGUACCUUUUUAUAAAAAAUGUCAAAAGAAAAAAAACCUUUCCUGAGCAAAACCGUUAGAAUUUUUAAUAGAUUUCAUUCUUUUUCCCUCUUUGAAACACUAUCUGGGAAUACAAUGUUAUCCCCCAUAUAGAGUUGAAAGUCUUAUGUACAAACCUGCAGCAGAAAAGGAAUUUUUAGCUACAGUGGGAUGAGGCUCCUUGAGUUUAUGGUAAAUCUGUAAUUGCACAUAACCGGGAUAACUUAAAAACAACCAAACCCUCGGCUCCAUAUCGUGAUGUCGGAGGAUGGAGAAUGAUGGGUUCUGCUUACUGAAUAUAUAUAUGUGUGUGUAUAUACACUAUAUAUAUAUAUAUAUACACCAUCUUAAUGUAAGGAAGUGUCAAAACCAGAGGUUUAACUGCUUUAUUUUCAGGGGAUUUUGACCUUGUCACAAAUGAGACCUUGUGAGAUCCCGGCUGCAAAUUGUAGGGGUGACGUUAAUCAAGCAUCACUAUUUAAUGCCUUUGACGCAUUCGGCGUCGGACAGAAUGAUUCGGAUUUUAAAUACAAAUAUACUUCUACUUUUGGUGAUGCUAAAUAUUGGGGAUUUUAAAGAUUAUCCUUUUAAAUGAUGCAGCUCGUUCAUAAUUUUCUUAGAUUCAAAGGGGUGUUGCCAGAUACCUUAAGGAGCAGUUUUGCAAAAUAUCACAGGAUUAAUGACUUCUUUUUUUAAUUAGUUGCUGUUAUUCAGGACAUAAACGUUGCUCUGCAGUGUCCAGAUGUUGGAAAUGGAACGGUGAGCAAAGGGUGAAUAACACUUUUUAUAGCAAAUGCUCCGAGUUGCGUUUUGUACGAUGUGUUUUGUAGCUGCCGCUGCCCCUUUAGCUUUAGGUUUCUUCUGCUGCAUUUCUUUGGAGGUAACUGACUCCCCAAGGGUUUGGAUUUAUCUAGUAGUGCAUCUUUAGCACUAGAAAAAUACUUGACCGCUCCAAAGAAUGUACAAAACAAAAGGUUUUUCCACUAGUUAUUCCAAAAUAUUCCACAAAACGCGGCUAUUGUUUGAUGGCAACACAGGAUCCUGGUUUUACCUGCGCUCUGCUCUUGUUCCGAUAGUUGAGACUCAUCACACGAGCUACAAGGUUUGGAUGUUUUCGGUGGCUUUUGGACAUUAUGUUCUCCGAACAGUAUCGUGACUGACAGAUAUAACCUAGAGAGUCAGUUUAGUGGCUUUGACUGAUGGCUUCGUAAUGCAAGCAGGGUGGGAACAAAAGGGGCUUUUAAGCUUAUUUUGCCAUUUAAGAAGAAAUCCAAGUUCCUACUCUCCUCUGUGAGUGGGAUGAGAGAAUUACUGAGGUUAAACUAAUAGCGAUUUAGAUUAAUGUUUCGGAAGAUCUGUUACAAAAAGCGGGAUGACCAUCUGGCUCUUUGGGCUGAGGGGAUAACUCGGGACCUACUUGGCCUUUUUCUGAUGGAAUUUUCCCACUCUGCUUGAGUAGAAGGUUAAAUAUGUAGUAAAUCAUGUCUCUCUCUCUCUCUGUAAAAUGUAUUUAGUGAAAUUAUGUUUCUCAGACAUACCGUUACCAAUUAACUUGUCUAAAUUUGUUCUGCAAACGAAUGCAAUCAAUGUAAAAGUACUUUUCCAAUGCACCUUCCAACCACUGGGCAGCAUUUCCCUUUGACCCACAGCUUCUCUAAUAGACGUACAUAACAUCGAGGGCUUUUUGUGCUGCUUUUUUUUCCUAAAUAUCUCUAUUUAUGUUGAUUUAUUUCUUUUUUUACAUUGACCAGUUUUCAGAUUGCUUAUUCUUCAAGAGCAUCCUGUGAAUUUAACAUUGUCCUGUGAUCUUAAAUACUAAAGCAGUGAGUGUGUAGUUAAUUGGGCUGGGAAAGGCAGCUUGAACGAGGAAAAUCCUCUUGCUACCUGAGCCAGAAUUCUUCUUCACAGCUACUGUAUGGGGAACCUCUUUGGAGCCUCGACGCUGGUGCUUGCAGAUCCCCGGUGCCGAGCACUGCGCCCUUCAGGAACUCUGCACAGUUUGUCCUUAGAUUUGCAGCCGUGCCCUUUAACUUGGAUAACGGGCCAUUUUUCAUUGUUUUAAUACCACGCUGAGCUAUAUCCAGGUGUCGAUAUCAAACAGCGCUCGACGCUGACUGCAGACGCUCUCAAUGGGGGCGACUGUCGCCACGGGCUACCCAGAGAUACGAAAUAAUUCCUAGCUGUAAAUCACAACACACAAACUACUGUAUUCCGUGGACUCUUCUGUGUGUGUCUUCUCCAAUCCCAUCCUCUCCUCUUGCUUCUGAUGCUGAGCUGAGUGGAGCAGCGCGAUCCCUCUAAAGCUGCUCCCUUCUGGGAGGGUUUUUUGGCUUUAGCGACCCAAAAAGCAUCAUUUUCCUGUCCUUCAAGGAUUUUUCUGAUUUUAUUUUCAGGAUAAUUAAAGCUUUUUGUUUGAAUAAAAUCCAGCAUCCCCUUGCCCUCUUUUCCUAUUUGAUCCAAAUGUGAACCAGGUUUGUCAGCAUUUCUACCCCUGCAUCUGAUAUUGGGUGUAGAGCUUGAUGGAGAAAUAGAUUUGACUUAGCAGGAGAAAAAUUCUUUUAAGGUUUCUCUGAUUAGAGAAAUAAAGCGUUGGAGCUUUUAUUAGUUACUUGAGUGUAACUACCCAUAUGGAUAUUUAUCCUGGAAAAAUAAGGAAAUGACUUUGUUCUGGAUGAAACAGUAAAGAUGAGCCCUGAAGAUCCACACUGGUUAAGAGGGGCAGUAAUAGAAUAACUACAGCUGGAUAGUUAAGCCAAUCUGUUUAUUGUAUAGAUCAAACCAAUAUCAUAUAAAAUAUGAUAUAAACAUAGUACCUACUGCUGAGUUUGCAGCAGGUGGAGAUGCUGGUGUUGGUGUUCGCAGAGACCCCGACGCUUCGUGCCGCUUCUCCUCCCUCUCUUUGUUCCUCCAGCCGCUGUGUUGCAGCGGCUCAUUCCGCUAUCCCAGCGCUCCCGUUCCUUUGCACGGCUUUAUCCCCUUGUUCAUUCCUCUAGAUUUGCCCCGACAAACCCAACAGUUUGUAGCGAUGGCUUGAGCGCCGUUUUGCCGCUAGAUGCGUAGUUUGGCGUUUGUAGCGGGAACCCAAAGUCUCAGGAAGAGAACAAAGCUCUGCUCCCCGCCAGCUGUGGUGUCGGCCCAGACGAGCUCGUGUGGCUCGUGAAAACGGCGUUGCGGCGCGGAGCGGCUUGUACUGUGAACCAUCACUUGAUGUGCGUCUUCAUCCUUGAGCAACAGGACACCUCACCUUCAGUUCAGGGAUCUUACUUGUUUUUAUACGCCUUUUUGCUUCUUGUUUUUUAAUGCUCAUCCUGUACAAAAGCCCUUUAACUGCAGCCUGAACAGGGGUUGGUUAGAGCUCUGUACGAAUCCUCUACGCCCCAGAAUAUUUGAGAACCGGUUUCGUGUGCAUCGCAUUUGACGCUGUUUGAAACACGCGUGCCGUGUGGUUCAUUUCUCUCGCUGUCGAGUCGUUCUGUCUCCUCUCUGUAUCUUCUUUCCAAAGUCUUAUCUCUAAACAAAGGCACAUCCAGAUUGCCCCUGGAUUUCAUUGCCACUGUUGGGUCCAAACCCCGUGUGAGCAGCAAACAAAGCUUGGAAACCAGUGAGUGGAAGGUGAGGCAGCGAUUGCAUUUUUCAGAGCGUUCCUUUAGCUGAACGUCGAGCCAAAUUCUAUUGGAGAGUUUCUUUUCUCACUUAAAAUGGCCUGGGAAACAGAAUUUUAAUUUGCCCUUCAAUAUGCUUAGCUUUAAACCAGUUUAAAAUAAUUUAAAAGUGGUUUUUUUAUACAAGACCAUAUUUACAUGCAAUUAUUAUUUGUAAACAUAAUGCCUUUCUUGAAAUGCUAAGGUCUAGAGAGUGAAAAAGAUGCUUAAAAGGGAAAGACUCAGUUCAGAACGGCACAAGCAGUGAAUUGACUUGGAGUUCAGGCAAAUAAAACGUGUUCUAAUUGGCUUUUAAUUGCCGUGACUGCUCCACGGUGACGAGGUGGGUGUUGUGUAUUCCAGCUCAUUACACUAAAAUUCCAAGCAAUAAAGUAUUUUUGAGUUGAAAACAAAAUGCUUCCCAUUUGGGCCCAAUCUCAGUUCAACUCUAUUUUUUGUAAUAGUGAUGCCUUGUGACUUGAAUUGUGAUUUAUUGUUUUAAUUAUUAUUAUUAACACAAUCUCUGGUUGGUUCAAUCACCCACCUCCAGUCAGCGGCUGCAAAUGAGGAUUUUUGGAAGGCUCAAGUUUUUAAAAUAAUUAUGGAAAAGGUUGCAAAUUGAAAUUCAAAAUGAUGAAAACAUUUAACAUGAAACCAGAAAAGUAUGUAAUGAUCUAGACUUUAUCAUUUCAAAGUGUUUUUCUUUUUAGAAUAUGCAUGCCAAACGUCUUGUCUUUUUCAAUGAUUUGUAAUAUACAUUUUAUGACUGGAAACUUUUUGUACAACACACUCAAAUAAAUGUUUUGCAUUUUG
This is a messenger RNA of Columba livia (rock pigeon), 6554 nucleotides long. RefSeq names its product lamin B2 (gene LMNB2). The transcript has 12 exons. Bases 145 to 1944 code for a protein of 599 amino acids. Gene Ontology annotation, molecular function: structural constituent of cytoskeleton. Gene Ontology annotation, biological process: nuclear migration; nuclear pore localization; protein localization to nuclear envelope. The record is from RefSeq and is a predicted model, not a curated record. NCBI's taxonomy places the organism in Eukaryota, Metazoa, Chordata, Aves, Columbiformes, Columbidae. Gene Ontology annotation, cellular component: nuclear envelope; nuclear lamina.